Messenger RNA from Macrobrachium nipponense, 2230 nucleotides. RefSeq names its product ribosomal RNA processing protein 36 homolog. The record is from RefSeq and is a predicted model, not a curated record. Gene Ontology annotation, biological process: maturation of SSU-rRNA from tricistronic rRNA transcript (SSU-rRNA, 5.8S rRNA, LSU-rRNA). The transcript has 2 exons. Lineage: Eukaryota; Metazoa; Arthropoda; Malacostraca; Decapoda; Palaemonidae. The coding region runs from base 411 to 1535 and encodes 374 amino acids. Gene Ontology annotation, cellular component: 90S preribosome; nucleolus.
GGUUAAAGAAAUCCCAGUAGUGUCGGAAUAAUGGAAAAUCCAAACCUUGUUUUAAUGGAAAGGAACCUAAUUUAAUAGGGAAAAGUAGUCUCUGUCUAAGAUGAGUAAAACUAGAUAAAGGAAAGGUUAACUAAACAAAUAUUGCUAAUAUAAAAAUGAAAAUUAAAACAUCUUAUUCAUGGGAAGCUAGACAAGCAAGGUAUUGCGAUGUAGUUAGCCGUUACAUAUACAAAUCCCUGGUAUUAAUACUACUACUGUUUACCACCACGUUAAGUGAUACUCGGAGUCUCUGAUACUGACACUUAGUAGUUAUCAUAUAGGCUAUCCCAACCGAUUACAGUACGUUAAGUAGCAAGAAUAAUCUGGCCGCAAGAACUAAAGCAGAGUAGAGAUUACAACUUCUAGAUGAAAUGUGGGAAAAGACCUCAGCUAGAAUCAAGAAAUCUCGAGGAGUUUACUCUUCACCUAAGAACGCAGUUAAGAAUAAACACAUAAUUUUUGACAAUUAUGACAAUGACAGUGAUGAACUAGCACCAGGGAAAGGGCACUUUGGAAAUGACAGUGAUGAAUUAGCAUCAGGGACUGGGCACUUUGGAAAUGGCAAGUUUAAGCAUGAAAAAAUUAGUAGAAUUAAAGCAUUUGAUACCGAGAGUGAUAGUGGUGAAGAAUUGUACAAUUCUAAAUUUCUAAAGCAGGAUUUUAAGGGAAGAGGUGGCUCCAAGUUAUCAUCAAGCGCUAGCUCUUUAAAAAGAAAGCAUACUAGAUUAGAUGAUUUCAGUAGUGAUGAAUAUGAAGAAGGAAGCUCUGAAAGUGAAAGUGAGUUUGAACAGAGUGAUGAGGAAAGUGCGGAAAAUAAUUUCGAAGAGGAUAAAGAUUACAGUGGUAUGACUAUGGAAGAGCUUUUGAAACUUCAAGAAGAAAUGGGCAUGAAAGCAUUUAGAGAAAAAGUGUUGAAGGUCUCAAAGUCUGAGAAAACAAGUUCAGAUCAGGCCAAGUCAUUUAAGCGUCUCAAUAAGAAUCGUCCAAGUGAAAUGCCACUGAUGAGGAAAAGGGCUCCACUCAUGAACUCCAUGCAACCAGGCAAAAAACUCAGGAAGAUUAUCAGUAGAGAUCCAAGAUUUGAUGAUUUAUCAGGUGACUUGAAGUUGGAUUUGUGGCAUGAGCGUUACCAAUUUUUGAAAGACGCUAGGAUGAAAGAAUUAGAAAUCUUGAAGAAUGAAUUGCAGGAAGAGACCAAUCCAGGUAAAAAGGAGAAACUUAAAAGAACAAUACAGCGAAUGGAGAACCAACAGCGGGAAGGUGUCAGAAAAGAACAAGAAACUGUGGUUUCCAGGCUUGAAAAGAAACACCAAAGAGAAGCACUGAAGCAAGGUAAAAAACCUAAAUACAUGAAGAAAAAAGAUAAAAAGUUAUUGUUGAAGACUAUGCACUUUGACGAGUUGAGAAAGGGAAACAGAGUAAACAAGUACUUAAAGCGUAAAGAAGAAAAGUUAGCAAAGAAAGAGAGGAGGCAGGAUUCCACACGAAAGUUUUGAAGGUAUAAUUUAAGGUUAGUUGUCACUCUAAGUGUAGUCUCAUUUCUACAGCAAUUUUUUUUUUGCAUAGAUGUGUUUGCCACUGUAGUAAAACUUUGUUAAAACCAGUUUAAUUUGCAUUAUUUGAACCAAGUAAUUUAUAAGUUUCACAAUUUAAAAUCAGUGCUUUAUAGUUGUCUUUGCCUUUCUAGGCAUAUGGGAGAGUUCCUAAAUUAAAGCUGUCUUCUCGGUUAUCUGGCAUGAGAAGCUGCCCUACUAGGAAGUGUAAGCAAGACAUUCAGCAAGAGUUCGGCCAAGAUGGUCCUGAUAAGCAAAAUAGCCAAGGAUAUACUAGGUCAUCAUUGAGGACUUUGUUAGGAAGUGCCAGGGCAUUACUGAUACCAUCAUAAACAUGGGCAGUUAGUGAAAAGUAGUUUUCAGUUCUGUAAAUUAUGGGGAAAUGAUGUUUGGAUUUUGCCAUGCCAAGAAAUAAUAAUAGAACAAGACUCGGCUUGUGAAUAAGGGCAAAAGCAGAUAUGGUCAUGCAAAGAAAUCGCCUAGGAUGUACCAUUUCCAGCACUUUGCAUAGCACCUGUUGUAGCAUCCCUUCGUCCCUGAAAGCAUUGUUUUUCAUGUGAUCCUUUUAUCUUCUCAUCUAACAAUCCAACAUCCUUAACUUUUCCUUAUUCUGUUUUCACCUAAGUAAAAAAAUAAAA